Messenger RNA from Danaus chrysippus (African queen), 2226 nucleotides. The record is from the annotation of a GenBank genome assembly. NCBI's taxonomy places the organism in Eukaryota, Metazoa, Arthropoda, Insecta, Lepidoptera, Nymphalidae.
AUGUUUACGUCAGCGACAAACGUUACUGAUAUUAGUCAGAAUGAAGACGUGAAAUCAUAUUCUUGGAGUGCUUGGAGUUCUUGGAGUGCAUGCUCUCGAACGUGUGGAGGUGGUGUUGCGAUGCAGAAAAGACAGUGCUUGUCCAGAUCACCUCAAGGUAUAAAUUCCAUCAUUAAACACCAUACUGCUGAUAGCCAGGCCGGACAAAUUAGAGUUACCGUCAUUUGUCAUGCCCCCAUACCGACGGGAGGCACUUUUCAUGGAGCGCGAGAAGAUAAAGAUAUGCGGGCAGCUCAAUGUUCUAGUUAUGACAAGAGACCAUUUCGAGGAAGAUUUUACACUUGGAUUCCAUACAUCGAUGGUGAUUCACCCUGUAUUUUAAACUGUCGCCCCGCUGGACAACAGUUCUAUGCAUCGCUCUCCCUAGUUCGAGACGGUACACCAUGUACGAAGCCGGGGUACAGAGCUAUAUGUGUACAAGGGACUUGUAAGGUGGUAGGUGGUGAAGUAUUAUCGGUGGUAGGUAGUCGCGAUGUUCGCUGCGGGCGGCGUCUUGUGUCAGGUCUGUUCGCACGGCCACGUCUACCACUCGGCUACUCCUAUGUUACCACCGUCCCCUCUGGCGCCUGUCGGCUAAACGUCUCGGAGAUACUCGCCAGCGAUAAUUACAUUGCUUUGAAAAUAACAAAUGGUUCGUUUAUAAUGAACGGUGAAUUCGCCGUCAGUAGUCCCGGUACUUACGAAGCAGCUGGUGCAAGAUUCGUUUACAGCAGAAAAACAGGUCUAGAUUCAGUGUAUGCACUUGGACCUACUCACGAUUCAAUCGAUAUUAUGAUAUUGUACACUCAACCAAAUCCGAGUAUAAAAUACGAAUAUUUUACGGAAUCACUGCCAGGUGAAGUUGAAACAGAGUCAUUAACAGUGUCUCCGCCAGAACCAACUGUCGUACCCAAACAUUCGAGACGUCAUCAUGGUAUUGAAUACGCUAGAGCCGGUGGAACCAGACAUCUAGAGCCAGGAGUCAAAGAGAAAAUAAACAUCGAAGAAAAUGUCGUAGCUGGAAGAAAAUUUGUUUGGAAGAUACUUGCGUAUACUCAGUGUUCAAGAAGCUGCGGUGGUGGUAUUCAGCUAGGAAAAUACAGGUGCGUUGAAGUAUCUUCUAGUGAUAGGGAGGUGUCUCCAGCACAUUGUUUGGGUUCCCCUCCGCCAGGCAGGCGUCGUCGUUGUGGAACCAUUCCUUGCGCUCCGAGAUGGCGAGCCGCUAGCUGGUCUCCAUGUCCAGCUUGUGGACCAGCUACAAAGAACCGUAUCGUUGGAUGUGUACAAGAUCAUUCGAGAGGAAUUACUAAGGUUAGCGAUCAAAAAUGUCCGGCCCCAAAACCGGCGACCACAGAAGCUUGCAACAUCCCAGAUUGUAAAAACCCUGGGAUACGCCACACAGAGCUGAAGCCCCAAGAACAUACAGAUGCCUUCCACGAUGGUUCAGUGUACACAGUCGAUGUUAACACCACUGAUACGGAACUUGGACCGGAAUAUAGUUUUACUUCCAUUAGAGGAUGGCUUUUCACUGAUUGGUCUGAGUGUGUAGGAUGGUGUGUGGGCGGUGGUUUGAAGACCAGGUCUGUUCGAUGUGGUGAUCCCUCAGGUUGUGUAGGACCUUCCCCGGAGACAUCACAAGACUGUGUCCCAUCAGUGCCAUGUGAACCCCAUGAUGGCCGCUGGUUUACAGGGGACUGGUCGAAGUGCUCCUCCCCUUGUGGGAAGCAGGUCCGAGUGGUGUUAUGUAUAGGAGGUACUGGAAGGCAUCUGAGAGACUCCGCCUGUAGGGACCCUCGACCUGAACACGAGAGGAACUGCCCUGGAGAAUGUCCAGCGACGUGGUAUUACAGUGACUGGGGUCAGUGCACAGGUAACUGUAGUAUUGGUCUGGGCGUCCAACGAAGAUGGGUGUCAUGUAUAAGGAAUGACAUCACCGUCAGUGACGCAGAGUGUACGUCACCAUCACCAUCACCACAUAGACCCUGUACACCUUCAUGUAUACCACCAGAUCUCGUUAUAGAGUCUCAAAAAUCAACGAACGAACAAACGACAAUAAAGCCGAGUCUACAAACAACUCCAUCAGGCAAAGAAUGUGAGGACAAAUUGACGAACUGCGCUCUAGCCGUACAGGCGAGACUGUGCCAUUACAAAUACUACAUUCACAAUUGCUGCGAUUCUUGUAAAUAA